Messenger RNA from Prorocentrum cordatum, 1512 nucleotides. The record is from the annotation of a GenBank genome assembly. Lineage: Eukaryota; Dinophyceae; Prorocentrales; Prorocentraceae.
AUGCAGGCCUUGCACGCGCACUACGGCAAAACGUCGAGAUCGUCUCUGUGUUUGGUGGCCGCAGCGGUCGAGACCACGUGCCACUGGAACACCAGGAUGACGGAGUACAUCAAGGCUUUGAAGGACAUCGACAAGCUGGAUUCCUCAUAUCAGGAGGCCGCGACCCUGCUCACCACUAUGACCGACGAUCCUUGUGAGUUUGUCCCGCUGAUGCGGGCGAUGUGCCGAAACAUGGGCCUGUUCAAGGAGAAGCUCCCCCCGAUGGCUACUGCCGACAUGCUGGAGGCUUUUCAGAUGCUCGUCGAGGCGAAGCAUGCUAUUAUCAUGGACCCUGCCGCGCCGCCAGAGCACGUUGACCGCGCGGUGCUCCCGAAAUGGCAGGAGGUGCUCUCCGAGGCCACCAUCUUGUUCCCGAUGGCCGAGCCCCUUAGCCAGGCAAUGCUUUCCGUGGGUACGAAGUUGCAGGAUAUGACCAGGGACGCUCAAUUGGACGAUGUGCGCGACAAGCUCGAGAAGCUGGCACGGCCGCACGAUGAUGACCGAGAGUCGGAUUGGUUGCAGGCGUUCGCACUGACCGACUGCAGCGCCGUAAUCAAGUUCAUGACGGAGAUUCGCAUCACCGCUGAGCAUCCCCUCGCCUCUAUUGCUGUCAGACUCGCCAACACCAUCGUGCAUUGCCUAUCCACGGAGAUCGGGGGUGGCAGGGUGGACGACGCGAGGCUUCAUGAAACAGUGGUUGUUGCUGCAGGGCUGGCCAAUCAGUGCGGCGCGAGCCUUGACGGCCUCGCGGUCGAGACUGCCGCUCUGGAGAAAACGCUCGCCGUCAAGUCGAUCCAUCAGGACUUGUUGGCCCGCGGCCCUGCAGCGCAUGCGAUUGCAACGGACUCCACUUUCGAGUUGGUCGUGUCCUUGACCAGGGCUACUGCGCAGCUCCACGAGUUACAGAAGGGUGGUGCUGAGGGCGGGGGCCUCCCUGCCGUCGUGGGGAACGUGCUGGAAGACGCGCAGACGUUCCUGAGAGCUGUGCAUGGCGAGUACGUGCAGGGUGCCUGCGUGAACCUCAACGGCAAGAUCAAGGAGGCCAAGACCAUCAGCGGUGGCAUGGGUGAUAAGUACUGGACCGAGUACUUCAAGGGGGAGACCUGGGACGACUUCAUGAAGCAUGCGGGGAGGACCGUGCUCAAGCAGAACCCCGAUGACGUGGUCGCAGCGACGGAUGGCUUGGCCAGGGCUCUUGUGCUGUACCAGACGCAUGCGGACGCUGGUGGGAUCGAGCAGAAGGCCGAGUUGGUGGACCUCGCAAAGCAGGAGCUCUGCAAGCUCGACACGACGAAGUUCCAGGGGUGCUUGAUGUACCAUUUCAAGUCGGAGAAGACGGCAGCUUCGCUGCGCUCGCGGGCCCAGGCGGAGGUGAAGGCGUUCAAGGCGAAGCACGAGGACUACGCCAAGGCGUUGCCGAGCCUCCUCGGCAAGCAGGUGAAGGAGGCGCUCGCCAUGAAGCUGAAGUUCUGA